CGGCGGGAAAAGCUCAGAAAUAUACCAAAAUCCCCUCUUUCGCUGCUCUAUCAUGGCAGAGACUACAUUCGUUCUUCCGGGGGACCCUCUGGACCCUGAAUCCUUACCCUCUCACCCAACACUGCCCUUAAAACUUGGCCCAGGACUCCGUCACAUCCCGCCAAAUACCAUCGUCCCAACUGUUGCCGGCCAACUAUACACCGACAAGAGAAAGAAUGCUGUAUGGGUUGAGUACAACACUGGCCGAUAUAUUCCUACAGUCGGCGAUCUCGUCAUAGCCACCAUCCACCACGCCGCCUCAGAUGUUUUCUAUGCCAGCUUGAGCGAUUACACACCCAAUGCCUCGCUCCCAUUACUCUCCUUCGAAAGCGCCACCAAGAAGACUCGUCCCCAACUGCCGGCCGGUGCACUGGUCUAUGCCCGCGUCACGCUGGCGAACAAGCAUAUGGAUCCAGAGCUGGAGUGUGUUUCAUCCUCUACCGGGAAGAGUGAGGGCUUGGGACCUUUGACGGGUGGAAUGGUAUUCAACGUAUCGUUGGGUAUGGCAAGGAGGCUGAUGUUACCGAAGCCGAAGGAGCAGGGGGGGCUGGUGUUACUGGAGGAAUUGGGAAAUCAAGGGGUGUCUUUUGAGAUUGCGGUAGGUCGGAACGGGAAGGUUUGGGUGGAUAGUGCGAAGGUGGGGACGACAUUGAAGAUUGGGAAGGCGAUUCAAGAGACUGAUGAGAAAGCGCUGAGGGUGGAGGAUCAGAAGAAGCUGGCAAGGAAGUUGGCUAGGGAUAUUUAA
Molecule: messenger RNA, 784 nt
Organism: Amorphotheca resinae ATCC 22711
Lineage: Eukaryota; Fungi; Ascomycota; Leotiomycetes; Helotiales; Amorphothecaceae
Exons: 2
Coding region: 53-784 (243 amino acids)
Biological process (GO): U4 snRNA 3'-end processing; nuclear polyadenylation-dependent rRNA catabolic process; TRAMP-dependent tRNA surveillance pathway
Cellular component (GO): nuclear exosome (RNase complex); cytoplasmic exosome (RNase complex)
Molecular function (GO): RNA binding
Source: RefSeq, a predicted model, not a curated record